This is a messenger RNA of Pichia membranifaciens NRRL Y-2026, 1236 nucleotides long. RefSeq lists its product as hypothetical. The transcript has a single exon. The coding region runs from base 448 to 894 and encodes 148 amino acids. Lineage: Eukaryota; Fungi; Ascomycota; Pichiomycetes; Pichiales; Pichiaceae. The record is from RefSeq and is a predicted model, not a curated record.
CGUCAUGGUUGCGGGCCUAACACGCCGAUGGCCCGCGUUAGCGCGCAUAGCGCGAAUAGACCUGCGGCGGGCACGAAACAAGCGACUAGGCGGUACCUGGUGCCUAGCGCAGGGGUGGGGCGAACGGCCAGUUAGGCGGGCAGAUGUUGUUGUUUUACAUGGGAUGUUUGUGUUUGUGUUUGUAAUGUGUUUGUUUGUUUGCAAGCUCUCGCUGCUAAUUAGUUUCCCCUCUUCCUAGAUUCUCUGCCCCUGGACAUAUUUAUCUGCUGCAUUCCCUUCCCUUUUUCUUCCUGUGUCUGUCCUUUUUCUGCCCCAGAUUCUCUUUGGUGUGCGUGUGUGCUUUGCUUUGUUCCACAUCUCAUAGGUUUCAGUCAGCAUCAGCAGUCGCUUAGACACCAUCCACAAUAGUCACCGACCCGUCCACCCACACACCGACUACACAGUAACAUGUUCGUCAAAGGCCUCGAGAGAAGAGACGAGUUCUACUCGGACCUCACGCCUAUCACCAACGACAUCAUGACAACGGGAACGCUGACGUCGUCUCCAGCUUCUGAAGUGACAAACAAUCUGGCGAGCCAGGCUACGGACUCGUCAGAGGCGCUUCUGACAGACUCAGACACAAGUGCGUUUCAUCUGACUUCCGGCUUCGGCGCCAUUAGCAGCUCCACUGCUUCGGUGACAGUCACCACCGGAGGAAAAGACAGCUCAGAUCAGAAAACUACCUCGGCUAAAUUAACACAUGUCACGGGCAGCUCCUCAACCGUGUCGCCUGGGGACUACAAACACCAAGUCAGCUCGAGCUACAAAAACGCAGCUGGAUACCAUGGGGGUAAUAAAAAGAAAACCUUGAUAUUUGGCCUUUUGGGCUCGUCGUUCCUCUUCUCUUUACUAUAGUAGCAUGCGGGAAGCUAGGCCAACGCUGUUAGGGGCUUUCCACGGAAACAAAAAAUUACACAAUACAUUGUACACUUGCAUCGGUUUUCAUGCCAUGAACAUCAUCUAAUCCUCAUCUUUACAUCUCUAGUUACCCUCUUUCGCUUCAAGGAUGUCAUGGCUUUGGCACGACACGGGGAAGAAGACCUGCUUUCUCCUGUCACCAAAUACCUUAAACUCUAAUUCUGCUUUUUAAUUCACUAAACCUCUUUGAUAUCUCAUUCUCAUAUAUUUGUAUAGAAUAAUAUACUGCGCAUAACACUAGAGUUGCAGCAUGGUAUGUUUCAUAAUGGCAUAACGGCC